Messenger RNA from Aspergillus caelatus, 620 nucleotides. RefSeq lists its product as uncharacterized. NCBI's taxonomy places the organism in Eukaryota, Fungi, Ascomycota, Eurotiomycetes, Eurotiales, Aspergillaceae. Bases 55 to 258 code for a protein of 67 amino acids. The transcript has a single exon. The record is from RefSeq and is a predicted model, not a curated record.
CUCUUCCCACAUUCCAUCACACCUCAUCUCCGUCUCCCUAGAUCUUUUGUCAAUAUGCCCAACACUCUUGGUAACGGCGAAUGGCUCAAUGUCGGCCAGAGCCUCUGGAGUGAGAAUGGUCAAACUGAGUUCAAAAUGCAGCAUGAUGGCAAGAUCGCGCUUUACGUGAACCAGGAAUGUGUAUGGCAGAAUACAGCCGAGCAGAGGGACGAUGUUAAGGGUCUUCAUAUGCAAGAAGAUGGAAAUCUUGUUCUGUAGUGAGUCUAUCUUUUCCUAUUGUGCCCCAAUUCUAUCUACCUUUGUCGAGAUAUAAUGAGUUGGAUUAUACAGCUCUCGUUGAUUAACUUGUAUAAUGCUAUCUAGCGAUCACAACGACCACGCCCUCUGGCACAGCAAUACUGCGCCAAGCUCAGGCCCUGUUAUCCUUGCUGUGCAGAAUGAUGGUAACCUCGUUCUUUACAGAGGCGAGGCCGUCUGGGCCAGCAACACCGGGCAUUAAUUGCUUCAACGGUACGGUGUCCAAGUUAAUGGUUGGAGACUCGGGGUGCAUGGGCUUAUACAACCUUUACGACAAUAAGAAGUUUGGAUGAAGAAACAGACGCUUGGUUGGGCGGCUGUAC